AUGAAAAGAGAAAUUAUCACCAGAAGUAACGAAGCACUUGCAGUUGGAACACAGUAUUCUGCUGUCUAUAAGUCGUCGUUGUUCCAUCUAGUUUUUUAUAAAGGUCAACAGCAUUAUUUUUGGGACUUCCCUAAGGCCGACCUUACCAGUAGUCAUUUACCAAGCAAAAUGGUAAAUGACAAUCGACUAAUAAUGAUCGACAUUGAAAGUUCAACAGAAAGACAAAAUAAAAGUCAAUAUUAUCAAUGUUAUCUCGUCGUAAUCGGUACCUUGGGAAAGUUGGAAUUUGUGGAAAGUAAACGGCGAAAGGUUAUGACUUCCACAGCAUUGGAUAAGAGAAGUCAAAGAGGAAACUUUGUGCGACAGCACAAAGGACCCCACAGGAGUUCAAUUUGUUAA
This is a messenger RNA of Funneliformis mosseae, 399 nucleotides long. NCBI's taxonomy places the organism in Eukaryota, Fungi, Glomeromycota, Glomeromycetes, Glomerales, Glomeraceae. The record is from the annotation of a GenBank genome assembly.